GCCCACCAGAAGGAGCUGGCCACGCAGCUGAACGAGGACGCGCGGCGGCGCCUGACGGAGCAGCGCGGGGAGCAGCAGACCCAAAAGGCGCGCAAGUCCAACGUGUCGUACAAGAGCGCGGCGCUGCUGCCCAAGGAGCCGCACGUGCGCGAGAUGAAGAUCUACAUCGACAAGAAGUACGAGAGCGUCAUCAUGCCGGUCUUCGGCAUCGCCACGCCCUUCCACAUCGCCACCAUCAAGAACAUCAGCAUGUCCGUGGAGGGCGACUACACCUACCUGCGCAUCAACUUCUUCUGCCCGGGCAGCGCGCUGGGCCGCAACGAGGGCAACAUCUUCCCCAACCCCGAGGCCACCUUCGUCAAGGAGAUCACCUACCGGGCGUCCAACCUGAAGCCGCCGGGCGAGUCGACGGUGCCGGCGUUGAACCUGCAGAACGCGUUCCGCAUCAUCAAGGAGGUGCAGAAACGCUACAAGACGCGCGAGGCCGAGGAGAAGGAGAAGGAGGGCAUCGUCAAGCAGGACUCGCUGGUCAUCAACCUCAACCGCAGCAACCCCAAGCUGAAGGAUCUCUACAUCCGGCCCAACAUCGCCCAGAAGCGCAUGCAGGGCGCGCUGGAGGCGCACGUCAACGGCUUCCGUUUCACCUCGGUGCGGGGCGACAAGGUCGACAUCCUCUACAACAACAUCAAGCACGCCGUGUUCCAGCCCUGCGACGGCGAGAUGAUCAUCGUGCUGCACUUCCACCUCAAGAACGCCAUCAUGUUCGGCAAGAAGCGGCACACGGACGUGCAGUUCUACACCGAGGUGGGCGAAAUCACCACGGAUUUGGGCAAGCACCAGCACAUGCACGACCGCGACGACCUCUACGCCGAGCAGUCCGUUUCUGUUGAUUUUGGGUCCGUUUUUGCUGAUUUUGGGUCCAUUUCUCUGGAUUUUGGCUCCCUCCUGAUUUUGGGUCAAUUCCCGGGGAUUUUGGGUCCCCCCAGGUUCAACGGCGCCCCCUACCGCAGCACCUGCCUCCUGCAGCCGACCAGCAGCGCGCUCGUCAACUGCACCGAGUGGCCCCCCUUCGUGGUGACCCUGGACGAGGUGGAGCUGAUCCACUUCGAGCGCGUGCAGUUCCACCUGAAGAACUUCGACCUGGUCAUCGUCUACAAGGACUACGCGCGCAAGGUGACCAUGAUCAACGCCAUCCCCGUGGCCUCGCUCGACCCCAUCAAGGAGUGGCUCAAGUGA
Messenger RNA from Onychostruthus taczanowskii (white-rumped snowfinch), 1236 nucleotides. Its product is annotated as FACT complex subunit SPT16-like. Gene Ontology annotation, molecular function: nucleosome binding. Gene Ontology annotation, cellular component: FACT complex. Lineage: Eukaryota; Metazoa; Chordata; Aves; Passeriformes; Passeridae. Gene Ontology annotation, biological process: transcription elongation by RNA polymerase II; positive regulation of transcription elongation by RNA polymerase II. The transcript is spliced from 9 exons. The annotation marks the transcript as partial. The record is from RefSeq and is a predicted model, not a curated record.